Marchantia polymorpha subsp. ruderalis is the source of this 2328-nucleotide messenger RNA. The record is from the annotation of a GenBank genome assembly. NCBI's taxonomy places the organism in Eukaryota, Viridiplantae, Streptophyta, Marchantiopsida, Marchantiales, Marchantiaceae.
CUACAUACCCUGCACGUAGUGUAUCCAUGAGUUUUGCGCUACUCUGGAGGUCUAAUUAGGUGAUGUGGGUUAGUGUCGUGCACAGCCGUGAAUUUGGUGUUGCCUUUCUCCUGUUGCACUCAUCCUUUCCUCACUGAAGAGCAUUAUCUGCCUCCUCUCACCAAGGUUUUACAUCUGAAAAUCGCGUUCGUUGAGACGUUACAAAGUUCGGGUGCGUCGAAGAAACUUUGGUACGAGUCGUUUACCGCACAACAUUGGCAUUUCCGCCAGUGGUUGUUCGAGCCGUUUGCAGCGCAUUGCACUGAUUUGUCGGUGGGAUGUGUUGAUAUGGCAACAUCAAACAUGCGAGUUUCUACCGUUGAUUAUCACUGCAUGCAGCGAAACUACAGCGCCAAGAGCAAUGUAUCAACACCUCACUUGGACCGAAAUCCUUCGUGUGGACCGAUUUCCAGCCGUGACCUUAAGCAUUCGCAAUCUUCUCCGUCUGAGCAGAAAUCCGAGUGUUAUCACUCCAAGGAUGCCAGCAAAAGGAAAAGGGUAAACCGAACAGCAAAGUUGAAGCAGUGUAAGCUUGACGCUCGACGUGAGCAGUGGCUCUCUCAAGGCAAUCACAGUCGUGGAAAGCAUGAGGAUCAGGACUGCCAUGGGAUUAUCGCUCUCAAAAGCAACAAAGAGAGCUCUCCUAGUAGAUACUUGGAACAGGGUUUUUGCAUACAGUCAAGUGGCCCUGGCCCUGGUUGUAGUGAGAGCUUUGACAUGGAACAGAGUCUAACUGGCCUCGCUAAAAAUGGGACAGAGUCUUCUGCAACAAAGCCACUGAUUAUUGGUCAAGGUGCUGUAAAACAGGCAGUUUCGCUUAGAUGGGAAGGUUGCAAAAGUCCAGAGGUUCAAGAUCUAAGCCGAGCGAAGAGCAAGUGUAAGGACAAGGACAUGAGGUUAAAUGUGGCUUCGCAUGAUGAAAACGAUCUUGUGGAGGUACAAGGAAAGUGCUUGAUGCAUAAGUGCUGUCUUACAGACAAGAGUAUCAUGUCUUCAAUGGGUGUGCACCUGAGUCCUAUCGGCCUGGCACCGGAUUCUGGCGGCACAAAUUUGGGAAAGAAAUUGGCAUUGACGCUACCAGAGGAACGUGCUUGCAGAUUGCAUUCGUUUAUUAGAGCUGAACAGGAGAUGCUGGUCAUCUCUGACCCGAAGCAUGACCGUGGACCUACGUGUGCGGGCUGUUAUGGAGGCGAUUGUAGUCCCACACAGUCAACUAGCAGCUGUACAAGCAGUGGCUACUCUGGAAGCUCAAGUGAAGAAACUGGGAAUUCCCUUACUCAUGACGCUGAAGAUGACUGGGAAGCUGUGGCUGAUGCAAUUUACAUGCAAGGAUCUGCUUGCAAAACCGCAGAUUCACAAAAAUCUAUUUGUAUCGAAAAAGAUAUAUCCGCGGAGAAACAGAGCAAGUGUGUAGCCGCUUCAGAGUUGCAGAGUGGGUCUCUCAAACCGGAGUAUAAGUAUAAGGCCGGGAUGCUUGGCGGAAGAAUGAGGGGAAUGGGGGGUAGAGCCUGGAGACCUGACGAUGCCGCCAGGCCACCCACCUUACCCAGGCUCUCCAAGCAACACAGUUUUCCACUUCAAUCUUCUGCGCCGAGUUGGAGCGGGGUGCAUGGCAAUAAUUUGUGGGGGCCACCUCCGGCUCCCCUAUACUGUCCUAUAUGUACGGAGGAAUUGGAUGUCACGGACUCUUCUUUUGUACCUUGUUCAUGUGGUUUUCGAUUGUGUCUUUUCUGUCAUCACAGAAUUGCUGCGGAGGAUGGUCGAUGUCCUGGUUGUAGGAAAACGUACAACACCGAUGUAGCCAUGAAACUUUCUCGAAGCUCAAGCGUCUGGCUGCGAGUUUAACUGAAUAUAGCGGAGAACGAUGCACCCUAUUUCCACUUUGUCACAUGGUACAGGCAUUUAUGUGGCAUUGGUAGGAAAUUAUAUAAACUGACAGAAUUUCAUCACACUUUCCAGAUUCUCUCUUUGUGAUAUGUUUGUUUCUUAAUCGGGUGCGAAGAUUGAUUUCUUGGUUACUGUUCUGUUGGAGGUGCACGCUGUGGAGCGUGCAGUGUCAGCAUGCAUUAUUCCUGGUCGGUUAUCAUUAUCUUAAUGUUCAAUAUUUGUUUCUAGGAAUACGCUGGACUUGAAAGUCACUCCAAAAUUAUGACUAGUUGCUGAUUCUCGGUUAUCUCCAACUAUCUUUCCAUCCUUAGAGUGUGACGUAGGAAGAGGCUGCUGCGGCCUCUUAUGAUUGUCAUAGGCAGACUCUUGUUCAGUUCAUGUUGUUUCAUAUACUUUUUUCAU